Molecule: messenger RNA, 766 nt
Organism: Morus notabilis
Lineage: Eukaryota; Viridiplantae; Streptophyta; Magnoliopsida; Rosales; Moraceae
Exons: 6
Coding region: 115-591 (158 amino acids)
Source: RefSeq, a predicted model, not a curated record
AAAUACAAAACUCCGGUAAAGCAAAGGUUAUGGAGAAACGAGGUCGCGAAUUGCAAAUCUUUUGAGUGGCGUUUGCGUUCGGCAGAAGAGCCUAUCGAAUCGAGAAGACAAAUAAUGGGGACGAGAGAAGUGUACGAGGAGAAGCUAAAAAGAGGAAAUCUCCACCACGAUCCCACCAUAAAUCCCGGCCUUGGUUGCCCCCGAUGUCCUCGUUGUCUCUCAACACUCGACCCCAACUCGGACAAGGGUGAGUGGACAAUUACUCCAGUUCUACAUGAUGCCACUGCUGUUGCUGGGUCGGGCAUUGGUGGUACACUUUGUGCGAUUCACGGUGUCAAUACAGGAAUCCCGUACCUUCAGAGUCGUGUGAAGGGACCAAAGUGGCUUCCUUUCUUAGUUGGGCUUCCCCCGCUACUGAUUUUCUCUGGUGCAAGUGCUGCUUUUGGAGGUUAUGCACUUCCGAGGUUUGCACAGCUUACUGUCACAUCCUACUAUGCGGCUUCAAGUGCCUCAAAUUAUGCGAUAUCACUUCUCACUCGAAAGAUUGAAGAGGCUCAUACUUCCCGCACUCAGCAGAAAAGGCUCAGAUAAUUUCUUGCUGCUGGAUAUAAAUUACAGGAUAUACCCUAUAUCUUCCAGUUUUGUAAGUAGUGUAACAUUUGACAUAUCUCAUUGUGUAGACAUAUGAGAAUGUAGGGAGUUUAAACAAGUCUCCAUUUUUGUAUUUGGAACAUAUUUUUUGAAUAACAUAUUUUGUUAAUGAAUA